CUUCGCCCGCAAUUUUUUCGAAGGAUAAAGGGCUACAUAGACACCACCAUGCCUCCCAAACGCAAAAGAUCCUCAGCCAUAGCUCCGGAAGCUUCAACCGAUGGGCCAGCCCCAGAUCCCCAUGAUAAUCUCGUUCCUCCACCAGCGAGUAUAUCUACAACCAAAGCCCCGACCCCAAAACGACGGACUUCUCGUCGCUUCAAUAUUGAUACAAACCCAGACCGUAAUACGGAAAUUAUAGAUGGGAAAACGGCACUGCGGGCAAGCCCAGAUUCAGUUGAGAACGAAGAAGUCUUUGAAGUAGACAAAAUAGAUGGUGGGACUCCUAAGCCAGCCAAGAGAAAUGAUACCAGGGGGACUUUUCCAGCAGAAGAUAGUGAUUCCCCACUUUCAGACAUCCCGACAGAGAUCCCUGUAUCUGCACCACCGCGGAAGCGGAAGAAACCACCCUCAAGUAGUUCAAAUGCUGCAAAAGGGGGGGCUAAUGAGACGCAGGCUCCGAAAAGGGAGUCUUCUGCAAACAAAGCAGCAGUGUCAAAGGCAGAGGAGGUAGAUGGUGAUGAAUCGGUUGAGAGGCAAGAUCCAGACGGUGAUGAGGCUGUUCCUUCCGAGGAUUUGGAUACUAUGAAGAAGGAAGCAGGAAGGCCACCUCCUGUUAAUAGUGAUUAUCUCCCACUUCCUUGGAAAGGCAGGUUAGGAUAUGCAUGUCUGAAUACUUAUCUUCGACAUUCCAACCCUCCCGUAUUCAGCUCUCGAACCUGUCGUAUUGCCUCCAUCCUGGAGCACCGACACCCUUUGAAAGAUCCAACUCAGCCAGAACAUCCUACCAAAAAUCGUCCUGAUAAAACGCAGCCUGCAUCUAUUGAGAGGGGGCAGCGAUGGGUGGAAGAGCUGGGACUGGCCAAUGCCAGAGACAUAGUGAAGAUGCUGAGAUGGAAUGACAAAUAUGGGAUCAAAUUCAUGAGAUUGAGUUCUGAGAUGUUCCCGUUUGCUAGUCAUUUGGAAUAUGGGUACAGACUUGCUCCUUUCGCAAGCGAGGUUUUAGCAGAAGCAGGAAGAGAGGCAGCUAGAUUGGGACAUAGGCUGAGCACUCAUCCUGGACAGUUCACGCAGUUGGGAUCUCCUCGCCCUGAAGUAAUUGCAAACGCCAUUCGCGACCUGGAAUACCAUGAUGAGAUGCUUAGCCUCCUAAAGCUCCCUCCCCAAUCUGACCGGGAUGCAGUCAUAAUCCUUCACAUGGGCGGCACCUUCGGCGACAAAGCCGCAACGAUCGAUCGAUUCAAAUCCAAUUAUAAGGAUCUCUCCCCAUCGAUCAAACAACGACUCGUCCUCGAAAAUGAUGACGUCUCAUGGUCCGUCCAUGAUCUCCUGCCGGUAUGCGAAGAGUUGAAUAUACCAUUCUGUCUCGAUUUUCACCACCACAACAUAAUUUUUGAUUCUUCCCAGGUAAGGGAAGGGACCCUCGACAUCAUGAGUCUGUUUCCAAGGAUCAAAGCAACCUGGGAUAGGAAGGGAAUGAGGCAAAAAAUGCAUUACAGUGAAGCAACGCCAGAAGCUGUCACCCGUAACCAGCGACGCAAGCAUAACGCGCGUCCUUCAACCUUGCCUCCUUGUCCCAACGAUAUGGACCUCAUGAUCGAGGCCAAGGAUAAAGAGCAAGCUAUUUUCGAACUCAUGAGAACAUAUAAGCUACCUGGUUGGGAUAACUUUAAUGAUAUAAUCCCGUACGAGAGGGUGGAUGAAAACAAUGUUCAACCGAAGAAAUCGAAAAAGAAGUCGAAGAAACAAAUCAAGAAGGAGAUCGAGGAGUUUGGGAGAGAGCUGAGCGAAGCGGAGGAGGUGAAGGAGGAGAUUAAAGAGGAGGAUAUUGGGAUGGGAGGCAAGGAAAACAGAGUUUAUUGGCCGGUGGGGAUGGAGGAGUGGUUGAGGCCAAAGAAAAGGGAGGUCAAAAAGAAGAAUGGGAUGGACGAGGAGGAGAUUUUCAAAAAUCCAACGCCAGCUAACUUUGCUGCUCGGAAGGCAGUGAUGGCUCGGAAUAAAGAGCCAUUGAAUGACGAAACGAAAGAGAGGUUGAGAAACGCGACGAACGUGGCCGAUAUACAGAAGAUCUUGGAGGACAUCAAAAAGGAGCGAAUAGACCAAGCUGGUCAGGAGAAUGCUAAAAAUAGCAAGCCCAAAAAAGAGGCAAAACCUAAAAAGACCACUCCAGCAAAGAAAAAGACGGCCAAGAGUACGCAGAAACGAGGUGCCUCAAAUUUAGAAGACGAAGAAGAUGAAGACCUGAGCAUGCCUGAUUUAUCAUCUGCAGAUGAUGACGAGACUGGGGAAACAGCGAAAAUGACUGCAACCGCCGCCGAGCAGCCAAGGCAAAGUGGUAGGGUGAAAGGGAAGAGGAAGAGCUACGCGGAAACCGAGAUCGAUCAGGAAGAAGACUAGAGCUCUGGUUGGAUGCUUCCUCGUCCUUGAACUUAUAUCAAUCAACUUCGUUUGAGCUCCUCAACCUUUCUUUCCAGUGGAAAAGAAAGCAAAACUAGGAAUUUGUGAAGACAUAGGUUGUCAGAGUAUUUAUAUAAAACAAGCGAUCAGACAGCCUCUGUUCAUCUUUCAACUGUG
Molecule: messenger RNA, 2613 nt
Organism: Amorphotheca resinae ATCC 22711
Lineage: Eukaryota; Fungi; Ascomycota; Leotiomycetes; Helotiales; Amorphothecaceae
Exons: 3
Coding region: 49-2436 (795 amino acids)
Biological process (GO): mitochondrial DNA repair; nucleotide-excision repair; response to UV
Cellular component (GO): nucleus; mitochondrion
Molecular function (GO): endonuclease activity
Source: RefSeq, a predicted model, not a curated record